AGGACAUUGAUCAGGUGAGAACUCUUAGUUACAAAUAGUAUGUAAAGCCUCUCCAGAUCCAGUUAGAGGAAUGAAAGGAGAAAGCAGACUCAGCUAAUAGAACAAUUAUGUCUAUUAGAGGGGAGUUCAAUAUUAUGUCAGAGCAGGUAUAUGAGACCCAAAGAAAAUUACAGGAAAUUAUGAGUGCACUUUAUAGAGUUGAUGAGAAAGCAGAUAAAGAGGCUCUGUAUAAAACCAACGCUAGGUUUCAAGAUUUUGUCCCGUAUUAUGAAUAUAAAGAAGUAGUAAAUAGUCUGAAAGAAUUCUCAAAGCAAGCUGAUCUAAAUGAAGCACUCGGCAGAAUUAAAAAUCUAGAAGAUCAGGUCAAGGAGAUGUACACAAAAGACGAAGUACAGGAUCUUCUAACAAACAGUAGGAAAGAAAUCGAUAAAUAUCUUGAGCAAAAAUACUGUACAAUAAACUUAUUUCACACUGAAAACAAGUUAAAAUAAAGAGUCUAUCGAUUCUCUUUCCCAGUCUUCAAGCAGCUAUAAAAAUCUUCUGACUGACUAUUCAACUAAAUUCACAACAUUGGAAUGAAGGAUUAAUAGUAAGGCUGAUAAAUCUGACCUCAAGGCUAAAACAGAUGCUAUCUGGAGCAACUUUGAAAACUGUUGCCAGUACGAGCACAUUAAGCAGGUGAAGCUAAGAGUAGAGCCUCUAGCUGAUAAAUGCAUCAAACUUCUGAACAAUUUUUCACAAGAGAACAUCGAAAUGAAGAAUAUUAUUAAAAGGUUUGAUGAGAUUAUCCUUGAUAAAGCAUCUAAAUUUUCAGUUUAAAAAAAUCUAUGAAAAGUUCC
Molecule: messenger RNA, 839 nt
Organism: Moneuplotes crassus
Lineage: Eukaryota; Ciliophora; Spirotrichea; Euplotida; Euplotidae
Source: the annotation of a GenBank genome assembly